This is a messenger RNA of Macrosiphum euphorbiae (potato aphid), 1194 nucleotides long. The record is from the annotation of a GenBank genome assembly. NCBI's taxonomy places the organism in Eukaryota, Metazoa, Arthropoda, Insecta, Hemiptera, Aphididae.
AUGUUUAUGAAAGCAUCGGUUAGUGAGCGACAACUUAUGGUAAAAAAAUCACAAUUGUGCUUGAACUGUCUACGUGUGGGGCAUUCACGUUCAGUCUGCUCCAUGGAUAAAGUGUGUAAAAUGUGUGGUUUCAAACAUCAUACAUUAUUACACAAUGUAACAGCCAAACAACAUUUUUCAGAAGAAGAUCCAGGAUCCACAUCGAAAACUACUGUCAAUAAUGAAACAGUAAGUUCCACAACAAUCAUAGAUACUACCGAGGCGGUCGUUGCACAUGGGAUGCCACGCUCUCCAGCAGUGUCAUCCGUACUUCUUUCCACUGCACUUGUCCAAGUACAUGGGUCAAACGGUAGGACAGAACUAUGUAGAGCGUUGCUAGACUCAGCCUCACAAUCCCACUUCAUAACAAGCAGCUUGGCCACCAGACUAGGACUACAACGUGUCAACUGCCCUGUAACGGUAGAAGGCAUUUCAGACGCAUCUACCAAGAUGUCUGAGAUGACAUUUCUGAGUGUGUCGUCUAGGAUAUCCGACACAAAUUAUAGGUUGACUGCCAUAGUCACACCUCGGGUCACCGUGGAUUUACCCACUAAGAGAUGCAGCGUGGAUACAUGGACACACUUUAAAGAUGUCUCUCUGGCAGAUCCUAACUUCCAUGUACCUGGACGCAUUGAUCUAUUAAUAGGAGCUGAAGUAUUUUUGGACUGCAUAAAAAACGGUAAGAUCAGUGGACCUGCAAAUACACCCACACUGCAGAACUCCAAAUUUGGCUGGAUUGUUUAUGGCACUACUGAAAUGCAAUCAAGUCAACAGACACAAUUGCCAAGUAUAGCUAGCCGUGUGGUCACUAGUUGUGCCAUUACAUCGUUGGACAGAACAUUAAGAAAUUUUUGGGAACUGGAAGAGGUGCCACGACUAUCCACGAUGUCAGCAGAAGAAAAAAUGUGUGAAGAACACUAUCAGAACACACACACAAGGGACAGCAGAGGACGAUAUGUACUACAGUUGCCUUUUAAGAAAGAUAUACCUAGUAACAAUAACUCAUACUUAAAUGCACUUCGACGCUUAAACCAAGUGGAGGCUUUCUUGUCCAAACACACAGACAUCAGUAUUCAAUACAAGGAGUUUAUGCGAGAAUAUCAAGAUUCAAAUCACAUGGAAAAGUACUACCACAUGACGAGCACCAACCAGUGA